Chaetura pelagica (chimney swift) is the source of this 10680-nucleotide messenger RNA. It is a transcript of the gene SPEN, whose product is annotated as spen family transcriptional repressor. Gene Ontology annotation, biological process: regulation of transcription by RNA polymerase II. The record is from RefSeq and is a predicted model, not a curated record. Gene Ontology annotation, cellular component: nucleus. NCBI's taxonomy places the organism in Eukaryota, Metazoa, Chordata, Aves, Apodiformes, Apodidae. Gene Ontology annotation, molecular function: mRNA binding.
AUGGCCAGUCCUGGAUAUGGGCGUGUCGAAAGUGUCAAAAUACUCCCCAAGAGGGGGUCGGAAGGCGGAGUGGCAGCGUUUGUGGAUUUUGUGGACAUCAAAAGUGCGCAGAAGGCACACAACUCUGUCAACAAAAUGGGAGAUAGAGACCUACGGACGGAUUAUAAUGAACCAGGAACCAUUCCCAGUGCUGCUCGGGGAUUGGAUGAUACAGUUUCCAUAGCAUCUCGUAGUAGAGAGGUUUCUGGGUUCAGAGGAGGUGGUGGGGGGCCCACUUACGGCCCCCCCCCAUCGCUUCAUGCACGGGAAGGACGUUAUGAGCGGAGACUUGAUGGGGCUUCAGAUAACAGGGAGCGUGCUUAUGAACAUAGUGCCUAUGGACACCAUGAGCGGGGGACGGGAGGAUUUGAUCGGACGAGACAUUACGAUCAGGAUUACUAUAGAGACCCUCGAGAGCGGACCUUACAACACGGGCUCUAUUACACUUCUCGGAGUCGAAGUCCAAACCGUUUUGAUGCUCACGACCCCCGUUACGAACCUAGGGCCCGGGAGCAGUUUACAUUGCCCAGUGUGGUACACAGGGAUAUCUACAGGGAUGAUCUUACACGGGAGGUACGAGGCAGAAGGCCGGAGAGGAAUUACCAGCACAGCAGGAGUCGGUCGCCGCAUUCGUCCCAGUCCAGGACCCAGUCCCCGCAGAGGCUGGCCAGCCAGGCAGCCAGACCCACCCGUUCCCCCAGUGGCAGUGGAUCCAGGAGCAGAUCUUCCAGCAGCGACUCCAUCAGCAGCAGCAGCAGUACCAGCAGCGACAGCAGUGACUCCAGCAGCAGCUCGAGCGACGAGUCCCCAGCGCGGUCGGUGCAGUCGACAGCCGUCCCAGCACCUGCCUCCCAGCUGCUUCCAUCUCUGGAGAAAGAUGAACCCCGGAAAAGCUUUGGGAUCAAGGUUCAGAAUCUUCCAGUGCGCUCAACAGACACAAGCCUUAAGGAUGGACUUUUCCAUGAGUUCAAGAAGUAUGGAAAGGUGACGUCGGUGCAGAUUCACGGGGCUUCGGAGGAGCGGUAUGGGCUGGUGUUCUUCCGGCAGCAGGAGGACCAGGAAAAAGCACUAAAUGCCUCCAAAGGAAAACUUUUCUUUGGCAUGCAGAUUGAAGUCACAGCCUGGAUAGGACCAGAAACAGAAAGUGAGAACGAAUUUCGUCCUUUGGAUGAGAGGAUAGAUGAAUUUCACCCAAAAGCAACAAGAACUCUCUUCAUUGGCAACCUGGAGAAAACAACCACCUACCAUGACCUUCGCAACAUCUUCCAGCGCUUUGGUGGAAUUGUGGAUAUUGACAUUAAGAAAGUAAAUGGUGUUCCUCAGCAAGCAUUCCUGCAGUACUGUGAUAUUGCAAGUGUGUGUAAAGCAAUUAAGAAGAUGGAUGGGGAGUAUCUUGGAAAUAACCGGCUCAAGCUGGGGUUUGGGAAGAGCAUGCCUACAAACUGCGUGUGGUUAGAUGGGCUUUCUACAAACGUUACGGAUCAGUAUUUAACCCGACAUUUCUGCCGAUACGGGCCUGUGGUAAAGGUGGUGUUUGACCGCUUAAAAGGCAUGGCCCUGGUUCUCUACAAUGAGAUUGAAUAUGCACAAGCAGCUGUAAAAGAGACCAAGGGGAGGAAAAUCGGUGGGAAUAAAAUUAAGGUGGACUUUGCAAACCGGGAGAGUCAGUUGGCAUUUUAUCAUUCCAUGGAGAAAACGGGUCAAGAUAUCAGAGACUUCUAUGAAAUGCUGGCAGAAAGAAGAGAUGAGAGAAGAGGAUCUUAUGAAUAUGCCCCAGAUCGUACUUACUACGAGACUGUUCGGACACCAGGGACGUAUCCUGAAGAUCCUCGGCGAGAAUACGCGGCUCGAGGCAGGGAAUUCUACGCGGAGUGGGAUCCCUACCAAGGAGACUACUAUGACCCAAGAUACUACGACGACCCGCGCGAGUACAGGGAUUACAGGGGCGAUCCGUACGAGCAGGACAUCAGGGAAUACAGCUACAGGCAGCGGGAGAGGGAACGAGAGUCCGAUCGGGACAGAGACCACGAGCGGAGACCGAUUGAGCGGAGCCAGAGCCCAACGCACUCCAGGCGUCCGCAGAGCCCCGGGGCGUCCCCCUCGCAAUCGGAAAGGCUGCAGAGUGACUCGGAGAGGAGGAUUUACAGCAGCUCCUCAGAUCGCAGCGGCAGCUGCAGCUCCUUGUCCCCUCCACGAUAUGACAAGCUGGACAAAGCCCGCGUGGAACGAUAUGCAAAAAACGAGAAGACGGAGAAGGAGCGCAUCUUCGAGCAGGAGAGGGUGGAGAAGGAGAAGCGCCUGGUGAGGAAGGAAAAACCUGAAAAGCUAGAAAAGGAGAAAACUGAUAAGCAAAAGCGAAAAGCAAAAAUCCACUCACCCAGUUCUCAGUCUUCUGAAACGGAUCAAGAGAAUGAGAGAGAGCCCAGCCCUGAAAAACUGAAGGGGAACAGUAAACAAAGUAAAGAGAGAGCUGACAAGGAAGGGACGGCUAAAAACCGCCUGGAGCUGAUGCCCUGCGUCGUGUUGACCCGAGUGAAAGAGAAGGAAGGGAAAGUUAUUGAUCAGCCUGCCUUGGAGAAACUGAGAGCAAAGCUUGAUAAUGACACUAUGAAGUCUCCACUUCUUGAACAGAAAACACAGACAUCUCAAGCUGAGCAAACUAAGUCUGAGCAGUCUAAACUGGAACCUGUCAGAACCAAGGUACAGAAAGAGAAAGCUCUUGCCAGUCAUGUAGAAGUGGUGGAUAAGGAGGGAAAACUGAAACCCAAAAAGCACUUGAAGACAGAGCAAACUUCUGAGGGGGCCAACGCAGUAGAUUUAGACAAGUUGGAGGCUCGUAAAAGGCGUUUUGCUGAUGCAAAUCUGAAGCCUGACAGGCAAAAAGUAGAAGUAAAAAGAAGUAGCCAGGAUGAGGAAGAGGUGCGCAUGGUUUUGAAAAAGCAGCUCGAUGCAACAGCCUCCUCUAGAGAAGCACCAGUGUUAAGGGAAGGAGAAUUGGAGAGAAAACCCCUGAGGAAAGAUAUGGUUAAAAGGGAAUCUAAAAAACUCAAACUGGAAAGGCUUAUUCCUGUUACUAGUCCCAAAGAAAUUCAGGAGACUCUCAACGUUGGUGGGAUUGGCGUGCGUCCCACCCCAGAUCUGCAGGCGAGGCUGAUGGAGGCAGCCGAUGAACCAGUGGAAGUUCAGGAACUCUCUUCUAAAAAAUUGAACCCAGUGAAACCCCAGCAUAAACAGGUACAGCUACUAGAUGACCCAGGAACAGAGAGAGAGGAGACGAGGAAGAAUUACUCUGGUCUUCCUGAAGACACACCUGACCAUAAACUUGGCCAAGAGAAACCUCAGUCAACUGAUACGGAGGAGAAAAUUGGCAUUGACAUCGACCACACACAAAGCUACAGGAAACAAAUGGAGCAAAGUCGCAGGUUAAAACAGCAGCUGGAAAUGGAGAUUGCCAAGUCUGAGAAGUUUGGCAGUCCAAAGAAAGAUGUGGAUGAAUAUGAAAGACGGAGCUUGGUUCACGAGGUGGGAAAACCUCCACAAGACGUCACUGAUGACUCUCCACCAAGUAAAAGGAAAAAGACUGACCAGUUUGACUUUGAAAUUAGCACUAAAAGAGAAAGAAACUACAGAAGUUCUCGUCAGGUGAGUGAGGACUCUGAAAGGACGUCCUGUUCUCCCAGUAUCAGACACUUCCCUUUCCAUGAAGAUGAUGACACACUUGAUUCUCCGAGGCUAAUGCCAUUAAAGGAAACCAAAGAGUCACCUAAAAUAGAAGAAAAGGGUCUUUCGUACUCUAACAUGACUGUGAGGGAGGACUCGCUGAAAUUUAAUCCUUAUGAUUCCAGCAGAAGGGAGCAGAUGGCAGAAAUGGCUAAAAUAAAACUGUCUGUGCUGAGUUCUGAAGAUGACUCGAGUAGGUGGGAAACACAAGUGAAGCAGGAGCCUGGCAGAGUUGAUAUCAGCUUUCCAAGUAGCAUCGUCAAAAGAGACGGCAUACGCAAGCGAUCUGUCCGAGACCUGGAACCCGGGGAGGUGCCUUCAGAUUCGGAUGAGGACAGUGAAAACAAGCCCCAUUCCCCAAAAGCCUCGUCCUUGUUAGAGAGUUCCAGGUUAUCUUUUUUAUUAAGGGACAGAGAAGAGAAGUUGCGUGAAAGAGAGGAAAGACUGUCAAGUUCCUUAGAAAGAAACAAAUUUUACUCUUUCGCGUUAGACAAGACAAUCACACCAGACACAAAAGCCUUGCUUGAAAGAGCUAAAUCUCUCUCUUCAUCCAGAGAAGAAAACUGGUCCUUUCUAGAUCGGGAUUCAAGAUUUGCUAGUUUUAGAAACAAUAAAGACAAAGAGAAGGUUGACUCAGCUCCAAGACCUAUUCCAUCUUGGUAUAUGAAAAAGAAAAAAAUCAGGACUGAUUCAGAAGGUGGCAAACUGGAUGAUAAGAAAGAAGAUCAUAAAGAGGAGGAACAAGAGAGGCAGGAACUGUUUGCUUCUCGUUUUUUGCACAGUUCAAUCUUUGAGCAGGACUCUAAGCGCCUGCAGCAUUUAGAGAGAAAAGAUGAUGACCUUGACUUCAUUUCUGGUAGAUUGUAUGGGAGACAGUCAUCCUCUGAUGGGACAAACAGUGCAGCUGAUUUGGUGCAAGAACCUGUGGUUCUCUUCCACAGUCGGUUUAUUGAACUGACACGAAUGCAGCAGAAAGAAAAGGAGAAGGAUCAGAAACCAAAAGAAGUGGAAAAACAGGAAGAUAAAGAAAACCAGCCAAAAACACCAGAAACGGUUCCUGAUAAUAAAGAACCAGAACAUAAAGCUUCCUCAGUGGUUGGUCCCUCUUUGGUGGCUGUCCUACCACAGGAACCAGCGCCAGUCGCUUCUGAGAAGGUAGUGAAUGAAAAGGUGCUGGUGGAACCAGCUCCUGUAAAAGAAGAAAAAACAUCUGAACCUGCUUCUGCAGUGGAGGAACAAAAACCUUUUCCUGAAGUUGCUGCUCCUGUCAAAACUGAACCACCUGAGCAAACUGAACCCCCGCCAGUCAUAGAAGCUAGUAAAGAAGUUGUUGCUACAACCCUGGCACCAGAGGAAGAUGCUGUGGCAAUAGAGCAUCCUUCAUACCUGGAUACCAAACCUCCCACUCCUGGAGCUUCAUAUUCCCAACCAGACAUCAGUGCAGAUCCAGAACCUGAAGCUGCCCAGUUGAUUCCACCUCCACCCAAGCUAGUUCAGAAGUCUGAUGAGAUUGCUGAGCCUAAAGAAGAAAACCCUCCUCUUGCCAACAGUGAUGCCAGUGUGAGUCAAAAAGUGGAGGUGUCUGCUGAGGUUCUGCCACCGGUUUCUGACAAUGAUAUGGAAGUUGAACCUCCAGUUGUUGUAAAAGAUAAAAAGUCUUACAAGAGCAAACGCUCCAAGACUCCUGUGCAAGCGGUUGCAGCCAAUGUUGUGGAAAAGCCCGUCACGAGAAAGAGCGAAAGAAUUGACCGUGAAAAACUCAAAAGGUCAAGUUCUCCUCGUGGGGAGACACAGAAGCUUUCUGAAUUGAAAGUGGAAGCAGAGAAGGUUUCCAGGAAUGCUGCUAAAUCACCUAGUUCUGCUGCAGAGCCAGAAAACGUGGAGCCAAGCUUGCCAAUAAGCCGGACUAGGCGCAGAAAUGUGAGGUCAGUCUAUGCUACCACAGGGGACAAUGAAGGCCCAUCUCCAGUGAAGGACCCUGUGGAGGUCACCAGAUGCACCAGGAAGAGAGGGGAGAAGGAACCCCAGGAAAUGGUGACAACUGUUCCUACGACCCCAAGAAGGGGAAGACCUCCAAAAACCCGCCGUAAGCCAGAGGAGGACAUCUCUCCAAUAAAGACAGAACCGGUACAGCAAGAGGUGGAAGAAGUUGAAACUAAAGAUGCUGUGGAAGCUCCUAAGCCUGCGGAAGGUUGGAGGUCUCCUAGGUCCCAGAAGCUAACACACAGUCACUCAUCGGCUGCUACCAGUCAACAGGGGAAGAAAGGGAAGAACGAACCAAAAGCUGAUACCUCGACUGAAUCUGAAGAUGCUGCUGAGAGGAGUGGUCAGGAAUUGAGUGCUAGUGACAACAGCAACAAAGCAAAAGCCACCGAGAAGGAACCGCCAGUGAGUGAACAGAAACGUGACAGGAAAGAACUGGAUGUGGAGAAAAACCAGCUAGAAGUCCCUAUGGUUGAGAUCAUUGAGAAGAAGCCGGCACCAGAAAAGGUUACAAAAUCCAAAAGGGGAAGGUACAAAAAUACCAAAACUGUUGUAGAUAAAGCAUCUGUGUGUCUCAAAAAUGUAGAAAUACGACUCAACGUGGACGAGGUCAAGGGUGCCUUGCGGCCAACGGAGGAGGAGGUGGAGCCGGUGGCAGUGUCGCCAGCCAAGAUGAAGAGCCCUCCAAAAGAGGACAUCUUGCCACCCCAUUUUGCUAAGAACGAGGUGGAAGAUUCAUUCCCGGAAACAGAAAAAGAGGUGACGCGGGAACCAAAGCAGUCCCCCGAAGCUGCCCAGUUAGCAAAACAGAUUGAACUCGAGCAGGCUGUGGAGAACAUUGCAAAGUUGACUGAAACUCCCCCGUCGAUUGCUGCCUACAAGGAUUCACCGGCAGACGUGCCCGAGGUUCGUCAGGAGGAGGAAGGGGAUAAACCUGCCCAUCAGGCCAGUGAAACGGAGUUGGCGGCGGCCAUCGGCUCUAUCAUCAACGAUAUUUCUGGGGAGACAGAAAGCUUUCCUGCACCCCCCACCUAUCCGCCUCGGGAGGAGAUGGAGCCCGAGACGGACCAGGCAGUGAAUAAUAUCCUGGAAACUGAGGCUGCCGUUGAGGCCGCAGUGCAGCCCAUUCCCGGAGCUGCUCCAUCUGCGGUAGAGAUGGAGAGCAAGGAGGCUGAGGUCAGCUUCAGUGAGUCUUCCAACUCCGCGCAGGAAGCUGAGACCUUGCAGGAGGCUGAAGUUGCUAGGAAGGAAAAGGGCCGCCAGAAAAGCACGCGGCACAGGCGCAAAAGGAGCACGGGCAGGAAGGGCGACAUCGCCGAAGUCAACGCCUUUGAGCCAGAGAGGGUGCAGAGCAAGUCACCCCCCGCCAGUGAAGUGAAGGCAAAACCUGAAGAAGCCUCGAAGGAGGAAAAGCAGCCCAAACCCACAGCUCAAGCAUCCACGGAGCCAAGCGCUUCUGACACCAGCAAAGCUGCAGCUGCUGAUGUGGUCAUGCACGAAGGCAUCGCUGAGAGCAGCACCUCUCCAAAAGCAUCUGCCCCAGCUCCUCUGGACCUGGCCACCCCGCAAGCUCCUCUGGAUGAGGGGAGUCAAGGUGGGUUCAAGAUACGGUCGCCCAUGGAGAAUGCGCCUGUCACACCGCCAAGCGCCCCAAGUGCAGCCCUUCCCACCAUCCCUUUGGCAGCCACGGUGGCCAAACUGCCCACCCCAGUACCCACUGCCAUUGUCCCCCUUCACUCCAGUGCUGCCAAGGUCCCGGAGUGGAUGGUCAGGCAUGAGGAGCCCCGUGCCCAUUCCACACCACCUCCUGCUCUCCCUCCGGACACGAAGGCAUCAGAUAUUGAUACAAACUCCAGCACUUUGAGGAAGAUUCUGAUGGAGCCCAAAUACGUCUCGGCCACGAGCGUAUCCUCCACACACGUGACAACAACGCACGCUGAGCCGGUGAGUGCUCCUCGUUUGGAGGAGGCACCUCUGCACCCCGUGGUAGAGGCCAUAAAGCCAGUUUCAGAGGAGAAGCCAGCAGUUCCUGUCACCAACGCCUUGGAUCCACCAGUGGCCGAAGCACCUGUGUUCAGUGAGAAGGAAAAGAUCAGUACUGUGAUUGCUCCCAAAGCCACCUCUGUGAUAAGUAGGAUGCCCCACAGUGUGGAUCUGGAGGAGGCUCCGAGGAUCACCUUGGUGAAGCAAGCUCCCCAAACCCAGACGUGUCUCGUCAACGCUCCCUCGCCGAAAUUUAAGCAGAGGUCAAGCACAAAUGAUAACAGUAGAUUCCACCCAGGAUCAAUGUCUAUUAUUGAGGAGAGGCCCGUAGAGUCUGGGUCCAGUCCGGGGCUGCGGGUCAACACCUCAGAAGGCGUGGUGCUCCUGAGUUACUCAGGGCAGAAGACAGAAGGCCCUCAGCGAAUUAGUGCCAAGAUCAGCCAGAUUCCCCCAGCCAGUGCUGUCGACAUUGAGUUCCAGCAGUCUGUGUCCAAGUCUCAGAUUAAACAGGAGCCCAUCACACCAUCACAGCCGACACCAAAAGGCUCCCAGACCUCGGCCGGCUACGGGACUGUUUCCACCCACUCUUCUUUGGUACUAGGAACACAACCUUACAACACGUCGCCCGUCAUCUCCUCAGUGAAACAGGAGCGUGCUGCACUGGAGAAGUCCGACUCAUCCCAUCUCUCUGUCCAGACUCCAGCCUCUCAGCCCAGUAAAGUCCUCACUCAGACUGGAAACACUCCACCUGUGCUUGUCCCCAACCAGAUGGUUGUGAACAAAAAACUGUCUGAUCCGUCUGCUCUGAAAGUGGAGACCAAGACUCUGCAACCCUCCAACCUGAGUCCUGGAGUCAGUCCUCAUCAUCCUUCCCUCUCUGGGAAAAUGCAUUCGGAAGCAAACCAUGUCAGCUCGGGACCCAGCACCCCAACAGACCGGACGAUUUCCCACCUGGGGGUCACCAAACAGGAGCCGCACUCUCCGCGUACCAGCGGGCACUCGCCAUCGCCCUUCCCCCGCGCCUGCCAUCCCGGCAGCACCUCCUCUCCGGCUUUAUCUGGCAGCACCCCGGUCAUGCUGGCUCCAGGAAUUCCCGUUCCUCAGUACAUAUCCAGCAUGCAUCCUGAGCAAUCCGUUAUCAUGCCCCCUCACAGCGUCACGCAGACUGUCUCCCUGGGCCAUCUGUCCCAAGGCGAGGUGAGGAUGAACACCCCUCCUCUCUCCAGCAUCCCUUAUGGCAUCCGCCCGGAAGCGCUCCACUCCCCCAGAGCUGCUCUGCAACCCCAGAUAGAGAUCAAACCUCAGCGAUCCAGCACGCCCCAGCCAGCUCCCAUCCGGGAGAUGGUGAUACCUCCUCUGUCUUCUCAGCACGCUUCCGAGGAGGAGAUGCACUACCACCACAGCACGGUGUGCCGAGGACCAGCCCCUGUGCAGUCUGACGUGCUGGUGAUGCAGCCGGACUACCGCAUGCACCCCAGCAGCAUCAGGCUGGACCAGUACAAUGUCCCCCGGGAUGUCAGGAUGAUCAUGCACCCACACAUGGCCGCUGUGAGCGAACACCACUCGGAAACCAGACAAUCCCGAACGCCUGAAGGGGCUGGGAAGACUCCCCCCGUCAGUAAGACCCCACAGCCUGGAAAAGAGACGCCAAAAUCCUCAGAAGGGAAGAUGGCACAUUCUCCUCACAGCGAGCCCCGGCUCCUCAGUGUCCCCUCCAGCAGCCAGCUGCCUGGACUGCCUCUGACGCAGCCGGUGGUGGUACCACAUGGGGUGCAGAUCAUGCAUCCUGCAGGGAGCUCCUUCCACGACUACCGGUCUGUGUACGGAGACAUGAGGAAUUACCACACGGCAGCACAGCUCGGGCAUCCUCAGUUCCCGGGUGCCUCGCCGAUCGGAUUGCCUUCCCGGAGCAUGACCCCAUCUCAGGGUCUGCCAGAGGGUGAACACUCGCACCCCAGCCAGCCAGUCCGCAGCAAGACUCCUCAGAUCCCGCAGGAUCCCAAGGGCCCACCAGCAGCAGGACCCGACCAGAGUCACCAUCCCACUGUAAAUAGGCAUGCAGCACCCCUGGACCCUCACGUCCACCUUCAGAGGGCACAAGCAGACACGGGCCAGACCUCCUACCCUUCACCAGUUGCCAUUUCCAUCAAACAGGAGCUUCCAUCACCGCACCAGCCUCAGGCGGUUCCCAAGCAAUCCAUAUUUAUCCCAACCACCUCGGGUCCCGGGGCCCCCCCGGGGCUGCCCCUCAACCGCCCAGAGCCCCAGUCUGCUCUCAAGCAAGAGCCAUCUCCUCACCCCGUUUCCCAGAGACCUGUGGAUAUGGUCCAGCUGCUGACGAAAUACCCAAUUGUCUGGCAGGGCCUUUUGGCUCUCAAAAAUGACACGGCCGCCGUUCAGCUCCACUUUGUCUCCGGUAACAACGUCCUGGCGCACCGGUCGCUGCCGGCGCCGGAGGGGGGACCCCCCCUGAGGAUCGCUCAGCGCAUGCGGCUGGAGGCCUCCCAGCUGGAGGGGGUGGCCCGCAGGAUGAUGGUGGAGAGCGAUUACUGCCUCUUACUGGCCCUGCCCUGCGGCCGGGACCAGGAGGAUGUGGUGAACCAGACAGAGUCUCUGAAGGCUGCCUUCAUCAGCUACCUGCAGGCCAAGCAAGCUGCAGGCAUCAUCAACGUCCCCAACCCUGGCUCCAAUCAGCCUGCCUACGUUCUGCAGAUCUUCCCACCCUGUGAAUUUUCAGAGAGCCACCUCUCCCGUCUCGCCCCGGACCUCCUGGCCAGCAUCUCCAACAUCUCCCCUCACCUGAUGAUCGUCAUCGCCUCGGUAUGAGCUGUUUACCAGUUCCUGCCUUUGAUUCUUUUUCAGUUCUAUUUUUUUUUUUCCUCCAAGGCCCUGCAGCAAAAAAAAAUAAAACACAAAAAAAGAGGAAAAAAAGAAAAAGCCCAGAAAAAAACCACA